UUACGGCAGUCGCAUCACCAUAGUGAGACAACAACCCACAGCGGGGAUUUGCCAGCAUGGCGUUUACUCUUUACUCCCUCAUCCAAACCGCUAUUUUGUGCACCAAUGCCAUUGCCGUGUUACACGAAGAAAGGUUUCUCAGCAAGAUUGGCUGGGGUGUUGACCAAGGCACUGGCGGAUUUGGGGAUGACCCAGGAGUAAAAGCACAGAUCUUAAACCUCAUUCGCUCGGUCCGGACUGUCAUGAGAGUGCCCCUAAUAAUGGUGAACACCAUCUCCAUCGUCCUGCUCUUGCUGUUCGGAUGAUGGACAUACAGUGGAAUCUGAUGUUCAAGCACAGGACAAGAGACAAGCCAAGGACCAUGACAAACACUACUUGCUUAAACAUGCACCAGACUGCUUUUCUGCCUUCGUCAGUCAAGAGAAGGGUAGAGCCUUUUUUUAAAACAUUUCACAUUUAGCUUUAAUUUUUGUGUGAGCAACAGAACGUUACUCACAACUGUUGCACAUUUUUGACUGAUCUACAUAUAUUGAUUUUUUUUAUACAUAUACAAACUUGUAUCUCCACAUUCGAAUUUCAUUGUUAUCACUCUGUAACAAAAAGUAUAUGUACUGUAUGUGUAUCUGUACGUGGGGUUCACCUAUCCUUUAACUUUAGCUUGAUGCUCACUUUUGUUAGAGCACUAGAUCUUAAAUAUUUUCAUUUGUUAUCGUUAUUGUUGUUAUUAUCUAUUAGCUAAUUCAACAAUGUUAAUUUCCACAUGCAGUACUGUAUAUCUAUAUUUCUGUAUCUGCUUUUGUUAUGUUUUGUUUUAACUGAAAACUAAUGAACAAUGUUCACAAUUCAUGUUACAUCGUGUACUUAUCACCACAUCUGCAGCAUUUUUAACAAUAUAAAACAUUAAUACAAUUGCCAAAAAGUAAAUAAAAUACAUGCUUUAAAAACAAUAUUUGCGAUAUAAAGGUGUACUUGUAGAUCAAGUUUGUUGGUGACCCCUUGCGCAUACAGUACAGCUUUUCUUUUAUCUACUGUGAUUCGAUGAAUCUUAAGAUGCGUUUACAUGCAAUUCUGCAUCAAGUCUUCUGUUGUUUUUUUUUUUUAUUGUGAAUAAAUGAAAUGUUUUUCUUGC
Synchiropus splendidus (mandarinfish) is the source of this 1129-nucleotide messenger RNA. RefSeq names its product immediate early response 3 interacting protein 1 (gene ier3ip1). The transcript is spliced from 3 exons. Gene Ontology annotation, biological process: endoplasmic reticulum to Golgi vesicle-mediated transport. Bases 57 to 305 code for a protein of 82 amino acids. Lineage: Eukaryota; Metazoa; Chordata; Actinopteri; Syngnathiformes; Callionymidae. The record is from RefSeq and is a predicted model, not a curated record. Gene Ontology annotation, cellular component: COPII-coated ER to Golgi transport vesicle; endoplasmic reticulum membrane; Golgi membrane.